This is a messenger RNA of Suillus fuscotomentosus, 321 nucleotides long. RefSeq lists its product as uncharacterized. The transcript is spliced from 6 exons. Bases 1 to 321 code for a protein of 106 amino acids. NCBI's taxonomy places the organism in Eukaryota, Fungi, Basidiomycota, Agaricomycetes, Boletales, Suillaceae. The record is from RefSeq and is a predicted model, not a curated record.
AUGACUAUAUGCUAUCUGGAUGGCCGACUUAGAUCCAGCAUCGUCUACUUGCAUCAUCGAUAUCUAUUUUACAGCUUCCACGGACUCAUCUGCACAUCAGUCUCUUCUGCAAAUCCAACAUACGCUUAUAAGACAUCAUAUGUCAGAUUCAGUCAGAAAGAAAGAGUGAUUGAUGUCUGCGUCGUCGACCAAAGAGCUCUCAAAAUAACCACUGGUUAUAGUCAUGGAUGCUUACCUCACAUUAUCAUAGCGGUUCUCCUGGGCCGGCACCUCCUUGCAGCUUCCUGGCACCUGUUCAACGCGAACUUCUCCUUUGAGUGA